AUGUACGACGAACAUGCCCGCCAUGGCGCCGCAGGUGUCCAAGACAGAGUCACUACUGGGGCCGCCGAUGAAGAAUCUCCGCUUCUCGUCCACGACCAGACGAGGUCUCCCAUCUCUAGAGGUUCGCCAAACGCCCAGACGGUAGUCGCUGUCGAGGAGCCAUCCAAUCGAUACCUCUUCGUCGUCUUCGGUAGCGUCUUCAUCGGUGUCUUCCUCGCCGCACUCGACACCACCAUUGUCGCCACCCUCUCUGUUCCCAUCUCAAACUGCUUUGGUUCCCUGAGCCUCGUCUCCUGGCUUGGAUCAUCCUACCUGGUCGCCAAUGCGGCGUGCCAGCCUCUCUCCGGCCGGUUGACCGACAUCUUCUCGCGCCGCUCCGGACUCGUCGUGUGUAACAUACUCUUCGGCCUUGGAACCCUCAUGUGUGGACUUGCAACGUCCAAAUGGGUCCUACUCGCUGGCAGGGUAGUGGCGGGCAUGGGUGGCGGCGGGCUGAAUGCCAUCACGGCGUUUGUGGCCAGCGACCUCGUGCCUCUGAGAAAGAGAGGCGUUGUUCAGGGCUUCGUCCACGUCUGCUACGGGGCCGGGGCCGGGCUUGGCGGCUUAUUCGGUGGUUGGGUCAACGACUUCUGGGGAUGGAGGGCUGCGUUUCUCAGCCGUGUGCCAGUGAUUGCCAUCUCGGCCAUACUCGUCUGUUUGACCCUCAAGAGCCCUCCACCCGAGCCGCAUGACAAGCCAAGGCUGUCGAGGGUGGACUUUGUAGGGGCUUUCACAUUGUCUAUGGCCCUGGUACUGCUCCUUCUAGGCCUCAACUCCGGCGGGAAUGUUGUUGGAUGGACACACCCACUUGUUCUGGUCUCCGUGUCAAUGUCGGUCGUGGUCGCAGGGGCAUUUGUUUUCGUCGAGACAAGAUGGGCCAAGGAGCCCAUCAUCCCAAUGCAUCUGCUCCUCAACCUGACGGUUCUGGCCGCGUGCUUGAUGAAUUGUCUCAUAACCAUGGUACUCUUCAUGGCCACGUUCUACGUUCCUGUAUUCUUUCAGGUGUACGGCGCUUCCACCACGGCUUCCGGCGUGCGUCUCCUGCCACAAAGCGCGGGUACCUCCAUCAGUUCCCUCGCCUGCGGUUAUAUCAUGAAACGCACAGGAAAGUACAAGACUCUGGGCCUAGCUGUCAUUGCAUGUUCUGUUGUCGGAUUCGUCGGCCUCAGCACUAUGACCAGCGAUACCCCGACUGUUCCAGCCUUGGUAUAUGUCUUCCUGGUUGGAGCAGGAUAUGGCGGCAUGUUGAGCGUCGCCCUACUCGCGACCGUCGCAGCCGUAUCACACAAUGAGCAAGCUGUUGCCACUUCGGCCAACUACGCCUUUCGAUCUACGGGCUCAACGAUUGGUGUCACGAUCGCCUCGGCAGUGUAUCAGAACCUGCUUCAGCAAGGUCUACACCAGCGCUUCGAUGGUCGUGAGGGGUCUGCGGACGUUAUAAAGCGCCUCCUAAAUUCAUUAGACGAGCUCAAGAAUCUCCCUGAGGGAUGGAGUGAAGGAGUAUACCAGGCAUACUCGACUGCACUGCGGGGAGUGUUUUUAACUGGGCUAGCAUUCGCAGCGUUAGGGCUGUUGGUGGCAAGCUGUAUGGGGGAGCACAAGUUGCACAAUACCAUCUCUCGGGCCGAUGAUGAGUAG
Fusarium vanettenii 77-13-4 is the source of this 1677-nucleotide messenger RNA. RefSeq lists its product as uncharacterized. The record is from RefSeq and is a predicted model, not a curated record. The transcript has a single exon. Gene Ontology annotation, molecular function: basic amino acid transmembrane transporter activity. Gene Ontology annotation, cellular component: fungal-type vacuole membrane. Bases 1 to 1677 code for a protein of 558 amino acids. Gene Ontology annotation, biological process: basic amino acid transport; transmembrane transport. NCBI's taxonomy places the organism in Eukaryota, Fungi, Ascomycota, Sordariomycetes, Hypocreales, Nectriaceae.